AUGGCACAGCACCUACGACAGCUACAAGAUCAAUUCGAUGAUUAUCUCCCGAGCGAAGAUCUUACCGACGAUACAUGGGUCGAGAAUCCUUUUUACGUGGAUAUACAUCGCAUGCCAGAUAAGUUGAGCGCCUCAGAGAAAGAAAGCCUCAUCGAAGUAAGCUGCGACAAUCUCCUACGCUCGAUACACCAUCAGAAAGGGACAUCCGCGAUGUGGACCGCAGCUGCGGUUCCAUACGAGUCCCUCGCGAUGAAAGCUCUGAAGAAGCUGGUUCCCUUCGCCACAUCAUACUUGUGCGAGUCGACAUUUUCGCAUAUGGUUUUCGUCAAAACGAAGGAGCGAAGCCGGCAGACCGAUGAGAAUCUCGAAGCUCAGCUUCGGAUCCAGGUAUCGCGGAUCGAACCGCGUUUCGAAGAGCUCAUUGAGGAUGUUCAGCAACAACGAUCGCAUUAA
Messenger RNA from Galendromus occidentalis (western predatory mite), 453 nucleotides. Its product is annotated as zinc finger BED domain-containing protein 5-like. The record is from RefSeq and is a predicted model, not a curated record. Bases 1 to 453 code for a protein of 150 amino acids. NCBI's taxonomy places the organism in Eukaryota, Metazoa, Arthropoda, Arachnida, Mesostigmata, Phytoseiidae. The transcript has a single exon.